CAAGUGCGCGGGUUAGAGCUCUCUAACAGCAGCAGGAGUCAGCAGGGUCUGUCUCCAUCCCCUCACAGUGUGGCUCUUGGCCUCGUGAGGAGAAGGAACAGUGAAGCACAGAGCUCAGCAAAGAAGCAUAAAGCAAGGAGUGAAGUUGUGAGUGAAGAGGACACGGCCUCCUUUUCCCAGUCUCCAUCCAUGCCGGUGGCUGUGUGAAGGUUCCUCUAUCGGGAUGUCUCUCAAAGUGUCUGGGAGCACUACAGCAAGAUGGCCUGAUGGUGGAGAGAAUGGCAUCGAAGGGGGCGUUUUGGUGCGGAUCGCCAGCUUGCCAACUGACCUGUUUGCUGCCGGUAACUUUCGGGGAAAAUUUAAAAAGAUCCAUGGCAAGAAGAGGCCCACCAUCCUUAAAGCAGCACCAGCUGGAAACAACAAGCCCCCUGCCCCCCCAGCAAGCGGUGCUCAAGGAGACAGGAGAGCCCCGACAACUAUGGCGGCCAUCAGCGUUGACCCCGAGACCCGGCCGGGCGAGUAUAUCCUCAAGAGUCUAUUUGCCAAUUUCACCACGCUGACAGAACGUAAGAUACGGAUUGUCAUGGCGGAGCCACUGGAGAAGCCACUAACAAAGUCCCUGCAGAGAGGGGAGGACCCACAGUUUGAUCAACUGGUCAGCGCCAUGAGCUCACUGGCCGAGUACUGCCUGCCCUCCAUCCUGCGGACCCUCUUUGACUGGUACCGAAGACAGAACGGCCUUGAGGAUGAGUCUCACCAGUACCGUCCCAGAGCCAACACCAAGUCCAAAAACGAUGAGCAGCAGAAGGAUUACUUACUCGAAAGAAGGGACCUCGCUAUCGAUUUUAUAUUCUCUAUAGUACUGAUAGAAGUCUUAAAGCAGAUUCCCCUUCAUCCACUUAUGGAUAACCUCAUCCAGGAAGUCAUCAAUGUGGCAUUCAGACACUUCAAAUACAAAGAGGGGUACCUUGGGCCUAACACUGCCAAUAUGCACAUUGUGGCAGACUUGUACGCAGAGGUGCUGGGUGUUGUGGCCCAGUCCAGGUUUCCUGCUGUGAAAAAGAGGUUCAUGGCAGAAUUAAAGGAGCUUCGUCAGAAGGAGCAGAGCCCCACUGUGGUCCAAAGCACCAUCAGUCUCAUUAUGGGUGUCAAGUUUUUCAGAAUUAAGAUGUAUCCCGUUGAGGACUUUGAGGCUUCCUUCCAGUUCAUGCAGGAGUGUGCACAAUACUUCCUGGAGGUAAAAGACAAGGACAUCAAACACUCGCUAGCAGGGCUCUUUGUCGAAAUCCUUUUACCUGUGGCUGCGACUGUGAAAAAUGAAGUAAAUGUGCCAUGUUUGAGGAAUUUUGUAGAGAGCCUCUAUGACACAACCCUUGACUUGUCAUCCAGGAAGAAGCACUCUCUUGCUCUGUACCCACUGGUGACCUGUCUAUUGUGUGUCAGCCAGAAACAGGUUUUUCUCAGUCGAUGGCAUGUCUUCCUCAACAACUGCCUCUCCAAUCUGAAGAAUAAGGACCCCAAAAUGGCACGAGUGGCCCUGGAGUCAUUGUAUCGCCUGCUCUGGGUCUAUAUGAUCCGGAUAAAGUGUGAGAGCAACACAGCCACACAGAGUCGCCUCAAUAGCAUUGUGACUACCUUGUUUCCUAAGGGGUCUCGCAGUGUGGUACCCCGCGACAUGCCCCUCAAUAUCUUCGUCAAGAUCAUCCAGUUCAUCGCCCAGGAAAGGCUUGACUUUGCAAUGAAGGAGAUCAUCUUUGACCUACUAUCUGUUGGCAAACCAGCAAAAGCUUUCAGCCUUAAUCCAGAGAGGAUGAACAUUGGCCUCCGGGCCUUCCUGGUGAUUGCCGACAGCUUGCAGCAGAAGGACGGAGAGCCACCUAUGCCCAACACAGGUGCCACACUGCCUUCAGGCAACACUCUGAAGAAGAAGAAGACCUACCUAAGCAAAACCCUCACAGAGGAGCAGGCUAAGCUUAUUGGUAUGGGCCUGUACUACUCGCAGGUGCGAAAAGCCAUCGACAGCAUACUGCGGCACUUGGACAAGGAGGUGGGCCGCAGCAUGAUGCUGACAAAUGUGCAGAUGCUGAACAAGGAGCCUGAAGACAUGAUCACAGGAGAGAGGAAGCCAAAGAUUGAUCUCUUCAGGACGUGUGUGGCCUCCAUUCCACGCAUCCUUCCAGAUGGCAUGUCCAAGCUGGAGCUAAUUGACCUGUUAUCGCGACUGACCAUCCACAUGGAUGACGAGUUGAGGCUGAUCGCCCAGAACUCCCUGCAGAGUCUGCUGCUGGAUGUCCCAGAGUGGAGGGAAGAUGUGCUCUUCGGCUUCACGGGCUUCCUGUUGCGAGAGGUGCAAGAUACCCAGCCGGCUCUGUUGGCCUCUACCCUCAAGCUGCUUCUGCAGCUGCUUGCACAGUGGAGGCUGGCACUACACUCCUCCGGGAAGGCUCGUGGUACUGAGGGUGGCCAUCGAACUCCAGCUGAACGUGGUCCCCACAGUGCCGUGCUACAUGCGGUGGAGGGCCUGGCGCUGGUACUGCUUUGCUCCUGUCGGACUGGCACCCGAAAGCUGGCUGUUGCAGUCCUUCGCGAGGUCCGCUGCCUCUUUGCCGCCAUUGGGCAGGCCGAGGAUGAUGAUAAGCCUGUGAUUGAGGUCAUGGACCAACUGAGCUCGUCAGUUCUUGAGAGCUUCGCUCAUGUCGCAGCAUCCAACUCGGCAAGCCUUCCACUGGGCCAUCAUGUGGACCUGCAGUGGCUGGUAGAGUGGAGUGCUGUGCUGGUCAGCAGCCCCUAUGAUGUGAAGAGUCCUUCCUAUGUGUGGAUCUUUGCCCAGUCGAUGAAGGAUCCCUGGGUGCUGUGUCUACACAGCUUCUUGCGCCAGGAGAACCUGCCCCGGCACUGCCCCACGGCACUUAGCUACGCCUGGCCCUACGCCUUCACCCGCCUCCAGCUACUCCUGCCCCUGGUAGACCCCAAUAGCCCUGUGAAUGCCAAGCGCGCAAGCACAGCAAGCAGCGGCAGUGACAGCUACGUGACCUUGUGGCGGAACUACCUGAUCCUCUGCCUUGGUGUAGCCAAGCCCAGUAUUAUGAGCUCGGGUCACCUGCGUGCUUCCACACCCGAGAUCACGGCCACCACGCCCGAUGGCAGUCUCAGCUACGACAACAAAGUGAUAGGGACCCCAUCUGUAGCCUGGCUCCUCAAGCAGCUAGUGCCUCUAAUGAGGGUGGAGAGCAUCGAAGUCACAGAGUCCCUGGUUUUGGGCUUCGGCUGCACCAACUCCCUGGUCUUCAGGGAGCUCGUGGAGGAGCUACACCCUUUAAUGAAGGAGGCAUUGGAGAGAAGGCCAGAGAACAAGAAGAGGCGAGAGCGACGGGAUCUGCUGCGGUUGCAGCUGCUGCGCAUUUUUGAGCUGCUGGCAGAUGCUGGGGUCAUCAGUGACAGCACCAAUGGGGCGCUAGAGCGGGACACCUUGGCUCUUGGGGCCCUCUUCUUGGAGUAUGUGGAUCUGACGCGGAUGCUCCUAGAGGCUGAGAAUGACAAGGAUGUAGAGAUCCUUAAAGACAUCCGGGCCCACUUCAGUGGCAUGGUGGCAAACCUCAUCCAGUGUGUCCCUGUCCACCACCGCCGGUUCCUCUUCCCCCAGUCGAGCUUGCGACACCACCUCUUCAUCCUGUUCUCUCAGUGGGCAGGGCCCUUCAGCGUCAUGUUUACCCCACUUGACCGCUACAGCGACCGCAACCACCAGAUCACCCGCUACCAGUACUGCGCCCUCAAGGCCAUGUCCUCCGUGCUCUGCUGUGGACCAGUGUUUGAUAACGUGGGCCUCUCCCCAGACGGCUACCUCUACAAGUGGCUGGACAACAUCCUAGCCUGCCACGACCUGCGGGUUCACCGGCUGGGCUGUGAAGUAGUGAUUCUGCUGCUGGAGCUCAACCCGGACCAGGUGAACCUCUUUAACUGGGCUGUGGAUCGCUGCUUCACCGGGUCCUACCAGUUGGCCUCGGGAUGCUUUAAGGCCAUUGCCACGGUCUGUGGGAGCAGCAGGAACUAUCCCUGUGAUAUAGUGACCCUGCUGAACUUAGUGCUUUUCAAGUCCUCGGACACAAACAGGGAAAUCUAUGAGAUUUCAAUGCAGCUGAUGCAGAUCCUAGAGGCCAAGCUCUCAGUGUACUCCAAAAGAAUCAUGGAGCAGCGGUCCAACAGCGUCCUGUACGGUGCACAUGGCCCUCUUCCCCCACUUUACAGCGUCUCACUGUCGCAGCUUUCCAACCAGCUGGCCAGAAUGUACCCCCAGCUCACACUCCCUCUUUUCUCAGAGGUCAGCCAGAGGUUCCCCACCACCCACCCCAAUGGGCGACAGGUCAUGCUCACCUACCUGUUACCCUGGUUGCACAACAUUGAGUUGGUGGACAGUGGGCUCCUGCCCACCUCCAGCCCUUGUACUCCAGAGGAGGAAGCUCAAGAGAGGACCAGCAGCUUGGGACUGGCCCACUGGCUUAAGGGCAGCGGUUGGGGGUCCCUGCAGGCCACCUCACUGGUGCUUAACAACCUCAUGUUUAUGACUGCCAAGUACGGCGAUGAGGCACCUGGUCCGGAGAUGGAGAAUGCGUGGAAUGCACUAGUCAGCAAUGACACAUGGAGCAACAACUUGCGUACCACACUGCAGUUCCUCACCAGUCUGUGUGGCGUCAGCAGUGAUACUAUGCUUCUGCCCCAUAUUAAGAAAGUGGUGAUCUACCUAUGCCGGAACAACACCAUCCAGACUAUGGAGGAGUUGCUGUUUGAGCUCCAGCAGACAGACCCCGUCAACCCAGUCGUGCUGCAUUGUGACAACCCGCCCUUCUACCGGUUUGCCGCUAGCAACAAGGCCUCUGCAGCAGCCUCGGGCACAACAUCCAGCAGUAACACGGUGGUGGCUGGCCAGGAGAGCCUACCUGACACGGACGAAACCAAAAUGGGCCGGGAGAUGGACGAACGACAUAGCAAUGUGGUCAAGGCUCACAAUAGACUGGAGUCGCGCAACAGCAACAGCUCUGGAGGAUCUUAUGAUGAGGACAGAAGUGACCCAUUGCCACCCUAUGCAGGUUGGCUAAUAAAUGUGCUGGAGACCAAUCAGCCCCAGCCUUUGCCCAUGCCAACCAAUGGUGGCUGUUGGGCACCGCUGGUGGACUACCUUCCUGAGACCAUCACACCACGAGGCCCCCUUCACAGGUGUAACAUUGCCGUGAUCUUCAUGACAGAGUUGGUGGUGGACCACAGUGUGCGGGAGGACUGGGCCCUGCACCUCCCGCUGCUGCUGCACGCUCUCUUCCUAGGCCUGGAUCACUACCGACCAGAGGUUUUCGAACACAGCAAACGCCUCCUUCUGCAUCUCCUCAUCACCCUUUCCUGCAACAACAACUUCCAGGUCAUUGCCUCUGUUCUGCUGCUCACCAGGGAGAUGAGUGGAAGCAAGACUCUCACUGUCAAACCCAGCUAUCAGCCUGAAUACCUGUAUACAGGUGGCUUUGACUUCUUGCGGGAGUGCCAAGCUUCCCCAGCAGUGGACUCUGGCUUGAGCUCAUCAUCCACCUCAUCUAGCCUGAGCCUGGGUGGCAGCAGCAAUGGAGUCCUGCCACAGAUCUCAUCCGACCUGGAGGAGCUGGAUGAAUCCUCUGCUGAGUCCAGCGAGAAGACCAGCAAACUCAUAGAGUUCCUCACCACCAGGACAUUCGGGCCACUGUGGUGCCAUGAGGACAUCACACCUCGGAAUCCCAACCCGAAGAGUGCAGAGCAGUUAGCCAACUUUUUGCGUCACGUGGUAUCUGUAUUCAAGGAAUCCAAGUCAGACUUCCACCUGGAGCAACAGCUUAGCGAUGUAGCGCUCCAGACAGCCCUGUGCAGCUCCUCGCGCCACUACGCAGGCCGUUCCUUCCAGAUCUUCCGGGGCCUACGGCAGCCUCUGUCAGCCCACGGCAUGUCGGACCUGCUGUCCCGACUGAUGGAGGUGGUAGGGGAACAUGGGGAUGAAGUGCAGGGCUACGUGAUGGAGAUCCUGCUCACGCUGGAGGCCGUUGUGGACAACCUGGCAGAGUGUCUGAAUAACAACGAGCUGCUGAUUGUUUUAACAAGGGCAUCCUCGCCCGACUUCCAGGCAAGUGGGAAGCUGAGAUCCAACAGGAAGAGUACGGGGCAGCUGAACUUGCUCCAGGGUGGGAGCACCGCUGAGCGUAGCCGGCACCAGCGCAGCUACUCUGUACCCAAGAAAUUUGGAGAGAGCGGAGAGCACUCAGCAUCCGACCCACCUCGUAGUGCUACACUGGAUCGUAUACAAGCCUGUACACAGCCUGGGGUGAGUGCUGGCCUGGUGGGGUCACCUCGAAGCUCGUCCUCUUCCACCUCAUCUAGGGAGGAGGCCGCUGUAGCUGCUGCUCGAGACCCUAACAAUGCCAACCACCCAGCCAACCUGCUGGCCACAGUCUUCUGGGUGGCGGUGUCAUUGAUGGAGUCAGACUUUGAGUUUGAGUACCAGAUGGCCCUGCGACUAGUACAUAAACUUCUGGCCCGAGUGCCUCUGGACCGACCAGAGAACCGGGAUCGAUUGGAGAAACUCCAGGCACAACUACGCUGGAGUGGCUUUGCGGGCCUCCAGCAGCUACUUCUUAAAGGGUUUACCUCAACGGCCACAGCUGACCUCACGCUGCAGCUCUUCUGCCAGUUGACACCAGUGUCCCGCAUACCUGUGGUGGAUACCUCUCAGGCCAUCGGUUUCCCACUCAAUGUGUUGUGCCUGCUGCCCCACCUGGUCCAACACUUUGACAGUCCCACCCAGUUCUGCAGGGAAAGUGCUGAGAGGAUUGCACAGGUGUGUCUGGAGGAGAAGAACACCAAAUUGUCACACCUGGCGCAUGUGAUGACCUUAUACAAGAAUCGCUCAUACACUCGUGACCCUUUCUCUUGGGUCAGCGUGGUGUGCCGGUUUCUGCAUGAGGCUUUCUCUGACAUCACCCUCAACAUGGUCACCUACAUGGCAGAGUUGCUGGAGAAGGGACUUCCCAGCAUGCAACAGUCCCUUCUGCAGAUCAUCUACAGUCUUUUGACCCACAUGGACCUCACUGGAGUCCAAUUCAAGCCCUUCAAUGUGGAGGUGCUCAAGACUAUUGAGAACUUUGUCCAGACUGUACACUGGAAGGAGGCCCUCAAUAUUUUAAAGCUGGUGGUAUCUCGCUCGGCCAGUCUGGUCCUUCCAUCCUACACCCACGGCGAAUUGACACGUAUGGAGGUCAAUCGCGUGUGGGAUGGCUCUUCUAAAGUCCUGCCAGGGAAGACGCUGGAUUUCCACUUCGAUAUCUCUGAGACACCUGUGAUUGGAAGGAGGUUUGAUGAGCUGCAGAGCUCAGCUGGGCGGGAUGGAAAGGCCCGGGCCAUUGCAGUGACCCGCAGCACCUCCUCCACUUCCUCAGGGUCCAACUCCAACAGUGUAUUAGUGCCCGUUAGCUGGAAACGACCACAGUUAUCUCAGAAGCGGACACGAGAGAAGCUAGCGAAUGUGCUGUCGCUGUGCGGGCAGGAAGUGGGGCUCAGCAAAAACCCAUCAGUGAUCUUCUCGUCCUGCGGAGACCUGGACUUGAUGGAGCACCUUCCUAGCCAGGUACCCUCAGAGGAUGGCGGCAGAGAUCAGGACAACAUGGAUGACACUGCUUCUGAGCAGCAGUUCCGUGUCUUCCGGGACUUUGACUUCCUGGAUGUGGAACUGGAGGAUGGAGAGGAGCUCCAGGGUGAGAGUGUGGACAACUUCAACUGGGGUGUGCGGCGGCGCUCACUGGAUGGUGGGGACCUGCAAGGCCUCCUGGAGGAACCCCAGGUAGAGGGUAGCCCCCCUGGCCGAGGGGAGGGUCCUCGCGAGGACUCUGAUGAGUCAUCGGAGGAGGAGUCUCUUUCCACCAGCCAGAUCCUGUCACGCUCACAACUCACAAUGAACCUGUCUCCUUCCGAGGAGACCACCAACACAAGCUCCCUGUCCCCCUCACUGGACACCACGUCAGCUGACCCACUAUCCUUGAAUACUGGGACCCCCAGUAUUGAGGUUUCCUUGGCUGAGGACCCCAGACAGCAGGCUGAGGUUUCAGCAGAUGAUGAAGACAGCAAUGUCCAAGAUGAUGACCUGUCACUGUCUGUCAGUGAGCCUCCGCCUGGCUUUGAGGGAAGUGACAGCUUUGCACUGGACAAGGAGCCAUGCGGAGACCGAGGGGUGGCGGAUGUGGACCUCAGCCUGGCGGAGGGCAAAGAUGAACUACUUGACUCAAGUGCCUCGCCCUUGCCCUCGCCCUUCUUCUCUGCCAUCCUGGCUGCGUUCCAGCCGGCCGCAUGCGAUGACGCCGAGGAGGCCUGGCGCUGCCACAUCAACCGCCUCGUGUCUGACUCAGAUGGUUCUUGCGCAGUCUACACCUUUCAUGUCUUCUCCUCGCUUUUUCAGUAUAUUCAGAACAAAGUCUGCACUCUGACACGCGAUGCUGCUGGCUACCUUGGAGAUGGACUUCGAGGCAUAGGGUCAAAGUUUGUGAGUUCGUCCCACAUGCUGACAUCCUGCUCUGAGUGUCCAACUCUCUUCGUUGACGCCGAUACGAUCAUCUCCUAUGGUUUGCUGGAGAAGAUGAAGUUCAGCGUGCUAGAGCUUCAGGAGUACCUAGACACGUACAACAACCGAGAAGAGGCCGCCGUCUCGUGGCUGCGGAACUGCAAAGCCACCUUUCCCCAAGGCCCAGGAGAUGGCGUGAUCACUAGUCAGCCAGGCGAUACUGAAGAAAAGCAAAUGGAAUCUCUUGCCCAACUGGAGCUCUGCCAGCGGCUCUACAAGCUCCACUUCCAGCUGUUGCUCCUCUUCCAGUCUUACUGUAAGCUGAUUGGCCAGGUGCAUGCCAUCAGCACCGUGCCGGAGCUGCUGAACAUGUCCCGGGAACUCAGUGAACUGAGGACCAGCCUCAGGGUGGCAGCUGCUUCAGCGGAGGCCCAGGUGGACCACGCAAGCAGUCUAGAGUUCGACUCCUCUGAGGCUGCCGUGCAGGCAGUGCUGGAGUGUCUGCGGAGCAGCCAGUUGGCCACCGCGAUCCGGCAUAUCCGCCAGUGCAGGACUGUUUGGCCAAACGACAUUUUCGGCAGCAGCUCAGAAGAUGAGGUCCAGACACUUCUGAACAUCUACUUCCGGCAUCAGACUCUGGGCCAAACAGGCACGUUCGCCCUGGUGGGCUCUCGGCAGGACCUGACUCAGAUCUGCGUUCAGCUCAUGGAGCUCAACGGGGAAAUCCGAGACAUGAUCCGUCGGGCUCAGAGCUAUCGGGUCGUCUCAGCCUUCCUCCCAGAUUCUGGCACAUCGAGCACAAGCCUUUGAAAGGAAGAAGCGGUGUGCCUCGUGCCAGCCCCCUCUCAUCUGGGGAGGUUGUCAUUGCUGUCACACCAAAAGUUUGCCAAUUGCGUGAAGAAGCUGGGUGACGCUACCCAGUCUUCAGUCCGCUGUGGCAAGGGAUUAGGCCAGUGUGAAGAGGUGUUUCUGCUCCUUUUCUGUGUUGCUGGACUGGGGAGCAGCAUAGCGAAAUGAUGUACUUAAGAGUCACUUGACUAAAAAUAAGAUAUUUAAUAUUAAGGAGAUUCAGACAGCAAACUCCACAAUCAUGAGGGAUGAGGACAGCAAUGUGGGCCAACAAUGUACUUGAACACUUCAACAGACAUUAUACCAAAGUUACGGCGGCUUAUUUUACUUGUGCAGAUGGAUGCUGUUUUAAACUACUUCGGGAGAAAUGUGCAAUGAUUCACUCAGUUGAAUGCCUUUCAGCGUGGUCGAAAAGCAUGUUUGGAACUCUUAAGUUUGGUUACUUGAAUGUGUGCAAAGAUGACUGGUGAGAUUACAUAGGAUAUGUUGCUGUUACUUAUAAAAACCUGUGCACAUGUGAAUCGGUUUGUGCCAAGAGUAUUGUCUGCUGUACACAUUUCUUCACAUACAUCUUAAACUACUUAAAGCAACUGCUUCUCAAACUGGGUACUGGCAAUGGCCAUUUGGUCACUUAGUGGAGCGAUCCUAAAAUUUUUGUAUUGUAGUGUUUGCCUUCUACCGUGUAUGAGUUCUGUUAUCAGAAAAACCUACAUCCAUUAGUUUCAUAGAAUGAAACUAAUGGCUAAGCAUCAUGUGGUUAGGAAUUGAAUUCAUUUUGUAUGUAAAACCUGGAGCUUAGCUCACAUGGAUUUCAUACUUGUAAAAUCCAUUUUUGAUUUCCUGUUGUGAAUGUUUUUACCCUGCAAGUAUCAUUACAUGCAAUGUGGUAGAAUUCCCUUUUAAACCCAUCUCUUGAGUUCAGCCAUACAGUGCAAUGACUUUCAGUCAACACCUUGUAAUCAAGCACUGUUAAAGUACAGUUGUAGGUCCCUGCUUUAGAGUGUCUUUACUAGUGGAAGACAAGGAAAAGACUGCUUUCUUUACCUAUUGUGUUUCACCUCUCUGAGGACUGAGGGGGUGGGUAUAUAUGGCCAAGCCUGAUCUUACCAUCGCCGGUUGAGGAAUUUCAGUACAGCUCUGCAAUCAUUAAAAGGGACACCACUUAAA
Scleropages formosus (Asian bonytongue) is the source of this 10573-nucleotide messenger RNA. It is a transcript of the gene fryb, whose product is annotated as furry homolog b (Drosophila). NCBI's taxonomy places the organism in Eukaryota, Metazoa, Chordata, Actinopteri, Osteoglossiformes, Osteoglossidae. Gene Ontology annotation, biological process: cell morphogenesis; neuron projection development. The transcript has 63 exons. Gene Ontology annotation, cellular component: cell cortex; site of polarized growth. The record is from RefSeq and is a predicted model, not a curated record. The coding region runs from base 224 to 9367 and encodes 3047 amino acids.